AUGCUCCGGGCCCUCCAGAGGCGGCCGUGGACCUGCCAGAGGUGUCUUCUGCGCAUGAGAGUCGGGGUCUAUCGCCAUCUCUCCGUUGCUGCACCAGAAACUGCGAGACAAGAUCAGGCUGCUUCAGGCCUGUCUGCGGCCAAACGACACGAUGAUACCAAUCUACGGCUUGUCUUUGACUCCAACUCGUUUUGGCGCGAGUUCUCCCAGCGCCGGUCCGGAAGCUCGAAGCGUACGGGCCUGCUGCAGAACCAGUAUCUCACAAACCCAGAAGGAUUUCGGAAAUUCGCCCAUGUCUCCCUUGAAAAGUGUCAGAGGAUAGUUGGCAAGGUUCUGGCGGCGUCUACUCUAGAAGACUUUAGGGCCAUGUCUAGAGAUCUCGACCGGCUGAGUGACCACCUCUGUCGAGUGAUAGAUAUGGCCGAGUUUAUGAAGACAAACCACCCAGACCCCGCGAUACAAGAAGCUGCUACAGAAGCCUUUGCCUUUAUAUUCGAGUACAUGAACAUUCUAAACACGACCCCCGGUCUAAAUGAGCAGCUGACGCGGGCCGUCGAGAAUCCCGAAGUUACAUCUCACUGGAGUGAGGAAGAGAAAGUUGCUGCCCGUGGUUUAUUAAAGGACUUUGCAAAGUCUGCUAUUCAUCUGCCUCCCGGUGAUAGGCACAGGUUUGUGACACUGUCAAAUGAGAUCAGCCAGCUUGGCCCUUCCUUUGUCCGUAACAUGAACCCUGAGACCUCUCAGCUCAGCUUUAGCAAGAAUGAACUCCAGGGAAUGGAUCCGUCGCUCAUCCGAAAGUUGAAACGGUGGUCGAAGGUGGCCAUUCCAAUGUAUGGGUCUGUUCCCAGGACUGCACUAAGUACAGUUCAGGACCCGGAGAUCCGGAGGAAGAUUCAUCUUGCUUAUCGAACGUCGUCAAGGGAGCAGGUGGGACGCCUGGAGACUCUCCUCCAGAAGAGAGCAGAACUCGCCAAACUAUCCGGAUAUCCAAGUUACGCACAUAUGACUUUGAGCGAUAAAAUGGCCAAAACUCCAGAAGCUGUGGUCAACUUUCUCUCGUCACUAAAUGCAAGCAACCGUGGCCAGGUAGACAACGAGCUGUCCAAGCUGCUUGCCCUCAAGCAGAUUGAAAACCCGUCUGCAACCAGUCUCCAGCCCUGGGACCAUUCAUACUACAUGGAAAAGUAUUAUCUCAAACACGGCCGGGCAAGAAGAUCACGGGAUUCUGAAUUACUUCCUUCGUUCUUCUCGUUGGGUACUGUAAUGCAAGGACUCUCUCGACUGUUUACCCGCCUGUAUGGCGUCAGACUUGCUCCAAGUGAAACCCUACCUGGGGAGACCUGGAACCCGGACGUCCGCAAGCUAGACGUGUGGGACGAUGAUGAUAAUCAUAUGGCAGUUAUAUACUGUGACCUCUUCACACGGCCGGGAAAGAGCCCCAAUCCGGCACACUUCACUUUGCGAGGCUCAAGGGAAAUCUCUCCAACGGAGAUAGCCGAAUGUGCAUCUUUGCCAGAUUCACCGCACCCCAAUGACGGGAUGGCAGCCGCUCUAAAGCCAGGCACGAACAAACUCUACCAGCUACCUACGAUUGCCCUUAUAUGUGACUUUGACGAACCAGCCUCUUACAGCCCUGGUUCACCGCCCUCCCUUCUCUCCGAACGUAGCGUUAGAACCCUCUUCCACGAAAUGGGGCACGCAAUGCAUUCGGUCCUUGGGCGCACGGAUCUCCAAUCAAUCUCUGGUACCCGCUGCGUCACCGACUUUGCAGAGCUUCCCUCCGUUCUGAUGGAGAGCUUUGCAAUGGACCCACAGGUUCUACGCCUAUAUGCUCGGCACUGGGCAACCGACGACCCACUACCAGAAGAUAUGAUCCAAAAUAUCCAUCUUAACCGCCAGAACCGCGAUAGCAUACAUGGUGGCAUGGACAACGAAACGCAAAUCCUUAUGGCGUUGAUGGAUCAGACAUAUCACACCAUAUCUGCCGGCUCGAAAAUCGAUAGCACAGCCAUUCUUCAUAGCGUGUCCUCCAAACACAGCAGUUUACCGGAUCCAGCAAAUUCAAUGACCGCAUGGCAAGGCUACUUUACCCAUCUGUUUGGCUACGGGGCAACAUACUAUAGCUACUUGUUUGAUCGUGCUAUCGCUAAUAAAGUUUGGUCUGAUGUAUUUGGGGGCGGCGAGCUUUCUGUUGAUAGGAACGCUGGCGAAAGGUUCAAGAACGAGGUUCUGAGAUGGGGUGGGGGUCGUGAUGGUUGGAGCUGUGUUGCCGGUGUGCUUGGUGAGGGCAACGCCGCAAAUUCUAAUGGAAGGCUAUCCGAAGGUGGCGAGGAGGCUAUGCGUGAGGUUGGUCGUUGGGGCCUUGGUAAGACAGGAAGCGCUGAGCCGUGA
Microsporum canis CBS 113480 is the source of this 2391-nucleotide messenger RNA. Its product is annotated as mitochondrial intermediate peptidase. Gene Ontology annotation, molecular function: metalloendopeptidase activity. Gene Ontology annotation, cellular component: mitochondrion. The coding region runs from base 1 to 2391 and encodes 796 amino acids. The transcript has a single exon. Gene Ontology annotation, biological process: peptide metabolic process. NCBI's taxonomy places the organism in Eukaryota, Fungi, Ascomycota, Eurotiomycetes, Onygenales, Arthrodermataceae. The record is from RefSeq and is a predicted model, not a curated record.